CCCCUGCCCCAAAUCCCUCUCCACGAUGAUUUUGCUGAGCAGCUUCCUGCACCUGCGGCCCCGGCGCUGCGGCUCCUUGGCCGGGCUGGGCAGGGGGCUCGGCCCCACAGCGGGGUCCCGCAGGGCUCUGCGGGUGCUGGUGGACAUGGACGGGGUGCUGGCUGACUUCGAGGGAGGCUUCCUGAAGAAAUUCAGGGCCAGGUACCCCGACAAGCCCUACAUUGCCCUGGAGGACCGGAGGGGCUUCUGGGUGUCGGAGCAGUACGGGCGCCUGGGACCCGAGCUGAGUGAGAAAGCUAUCAGCAUCUGGGAAUCCAAGAACUUCUUCAUCGAGCUGGACCCACUCCCUGGGGCUGUGGAAGCUGUGAAACAAAUGGCAAAUUUGGCAGACACUGAUGUGUUCAUCUGCACGAGCCCAAUCAAGAAGUACCGGUACUGCCCUUAUGAGAAGUAUGCCUGGGUGGAGAAACACUUUGGCCCCGAAUUUCUUGAGCAGAUUGUUUUGACACGAGAUAAGACGGUGGUUUCUGCUGAUCUGCUUAUAGACGACAGACCUGAUAUAACAGGGGCAGAGCAGAACCCCACCUGGGAGCACGUGCUCUUCACUGCCUGCCACAACAAACACCUGCAGCUGAAGCCGCCCAGCCGCCGGCUGCACUCCUGGGCUGACGACUGGAAGGCCAUUCUGGACAGCAAACGCCUCCCACCUGGCCAGGCCACCUAAACACCAGCCCCCCGUGGCCACCUGGGGCUGCAGCCACCUGCCUGUGUCCCUGUGCAGUCCUGCUGAAGGCCAGGAUGGACAGACAGACAGACAGACACUGUCCCUGCUGCAGAGAGGAAGAGGAAGGGGAGCUGAAGCGCCACGGUCACCUGGACUUGAAAAAUAGACCCCAGCCCAGCCCUGCCACAAGGGAGCAACAGCAGGAUUGUGCCUGUGGACCUGACAGCCUGGCUCCUGGGGUCUCUGUGCUGCAUCUGCACCCCCACAGAGCCAGCCCAACGUUGGACAAGGUCACCCUCAGCGUGUCACUGCCCUUGCCUGGUGCACUGCGUGGCACAGACCAGCUCUGCAUCCUCUCCUCCACGUUAUGGUCAGGGAUCGUGUGUGGUUUGUUUAAUCCUUGCAAGGUUUCAUCUCAAGGGGCUGCCUCAGGAGAUCUUUCCCCAUGGCAGUGCCUGGAUCUGGGGAGAGGGGUGGCUGGAAGGGCAGGGAGAGCAGGCAGGGACUGUCCAGGCUGUCCCUGUGUUGGUGGAGAAUUGUCACAAGCACAUCCGUGGAUGCUGUUUGCAGUGCUCAUGUGCUGCAAGGGAAGACAUUGGGGGAUGUUGCUGUUAAAGGCUGGGCAGCUGUGCUGGUUUUAGCCAGGGCAGAAUUAAUUUUCUUCACAGAAAAUAGAGCCCUGUACAAGCUGCUGUAAAAAAAAAUUAACUCUACACUGGCCAAAACCAGCACAGGAGAGGUGCCCACGAGUUGUACCACAGGGCAGUUUGUUCUGCUGCUCCACCACAGUCCCAGCCCUGGAUGUCUGGGGACAGAGCGUGCUGCCAGCCCCACUGCCUUGGCUCUGGGCCCCUGCAGAGAGGUGUUCAGUGCCUGGCUGGUGCAAAGGGGUCACAGCACACACAGCUGGACCAGCCCCCUCUGCCAGGGGACAGUGCCGGGGCUCCUGAGCUCUGGGAGCAGCCAGCACUGCUGGGAAGCUGCAGUUGGCCACCAAAAAGGGAGGGUUUAGAGCAAGGGGCAGCUCCAAGAGGAGUGUUUUUUGCAUAGCUGUGCCCACAUCCUCUUCCUCA
Molecule: messenger RNA, 1797 nt
Organism: Lonchura striata (white-rumped munia)
Lineage: Eukaryota; Metazoa; Chordata; Aves; Passeriformes; Estrildidae
Gene: NT5M
Product: 5',3'-nucleotidase, mitochondrial
Biological process (GO): pyrimidine deoxyribonucleotide catabolic process
Cellular component (GO): mitochondrion
Molecular function (GO): 5'-nucleotidase activity
Source: RefSeq, a predicted model, not a curated record